This is a messenger RNA of Spirodela intermedia, 993 nucleotides long. NCBI's taxonomy places the organism in Eukaryota, Viridiplantae, Streptophyta, Magnoliopsida, Alismatales, Araceae. The record is from the annotation of a GenBank genome assembly.
AUGGAGGAAGGUGGCGGGAGAGAUGGGGGGAGGAGGGGGAAGAGGGGGACGGCGAUGGGGCCAGCGGGGGGGACGAUGAGGUACAGAGGGGUGAGGCGGCGGCCGUGGGGGAGGUACGCGGCGGAGAUAAGGGACCCCCUGUCGAAGGAGCGCCGCUGGUUGGGGACAUUCGACACCGCCGAGCAGGCCGCCUGCGCCUAUGACAUCGCCGCCCGUGCCAUGCGCGGCAUGCGUGCGCGCACCAACUUCCUCUACCCUUCUUCUCCGCCCCCCUCGCCGGUGCCCCCGUCUCAGCGCCCCUCCUCCGCCCUCUGGCCCCUCCCGUGGGGCUCCGAUGCCCCAACAAUGGCGCCGUCCACCUUCAACACUCUCCUCCUCCGCAACCUCAUCACCUCCUGCGCAGCAGCACCAUCGGCGGCUGCUCCCUCUUCCUUCUCCCACCGCGCCCGCUCGGCGGCCUCCUUUCGUGAGCAAAUCCAUCACGCAGCAGCUUCUGGCGGCAGUCGUUGCAGCGAUGCGGCGGCUCACUCUGGUGCAAGUCCGCCGCAAUUCUCACCGCUCGCGCAGGAGCCGUCAGCAGAAACGGGGGGACUCGCGGAGCUCUUCCCGGCGGCGCCGGAUUAUUCGGGGCUCCUGCAGGAGAUCAUACAGGGUUUCUUUCCGCAGUGGAACUCUCCUUCCUCGUGUUCUACUUCCUCCAUGAGCGCGACCUGCUUCGGGAACCGCAUGGAUGAGGAUUGGGAGACGGCGAUGAACAUAGACGAGGAGGAUCCUAUGAAUCAGUAUCAGCAUUCUCUGCCGCCGCUGCCGUUGUCGGAGCCGCAGGAGAUGUAUCCCCACGAACGCUUCUACGCCGGCGGGGGGAGCCCAGUGCAGUGCGAGGAAGAGGUCAGCGAGGACCUCCCCAAGCCGUCGGACGGCAUGUUGGAGGAUGUCGUACCCCGCCCCGAGUUCGUCGAGAUCUUCUCCCCCAAGCUCCGGCAGAAAGCUUAA